CUUUCCAUCAAUGCUUUUGACUAUAACUGUCACUUGGAUCUGAUAAAGCUGCUGCGCCAGGAGGGAGAGCUGGUCAAGCUCAGAAGAGCUCGUCAGAAGAUGAGUGAACUCUUCCCACUUACCGAAGAAAUUUGGCUGGACUGGUUGAAGGAUGAGAUUAAAAUGGCUUCUGAAAGCUCUGAGCGAGAGGAAGUUUAUGAGCUGUUUGAGAGAGCUGUGAAAGACUACAUCUGUCCUGAAAUUUGGUUGGAAUACGCCCAGUAUUCGAUCGGUGGCAUUGGCCAGGAAGGAGGGAUUGAGAAGGUUCGCUCCAUCUUUGAGAGAGCCCUGACGGCGGUCGGGCUGCACGUGACGAAGGGAACAGCCCUGUGGGAGGCGUACCGUGAGUUUGAGAACGCCAUCCUGGAAACGGCACAGCCAGCUCCUGGCAGCGUUCCCUCGCCGGAGCAGCAGCAGAUGCUCUGCAGCCAGCUUGAGAAGAUCCACACGCUGUUCAGGCGCCAGCUGGGGAUCCCGCUGUUGGAUAUGGAGGCUUCAUAUGCUGAAUAUGAGGAAUGGUCGGAAGAUCCGAUACCAGAACCAAUAAUAAAGAAUUACAAAAAAGCUCUACAGCAAUUGGAGAAGUGUAAACCAUACGAAGAGGCACUGCUGGGUGCUGAAACACCAAAGCUAGCGGAAUAUCAAGCUUACAUUGAUUUUGAAAUGAAAGCAGGCGAUCCAGCUCGCAUUCAGUUGAUCUACGAGAGGGCUUUGGCUGAGAACUGCCUUGUGCCAGAUCUUUGGGCGCGCUACAAUCAGUAUUUGGACCGGCAGCUGAGAGUGAAAGAAUUGGUCUUGUCAGCUCAUGACCGUGCUGUUAGGAACUGCCCCUGGACGGUUGGGCUGUGGAUUAGAUACCUUUUGGCGAUGGAGAGGCACAGAGUUGAUCACGGCAUGAUUUCUGAAAUGUUUGAAAAAGCUCUGAAUGCAGGUUUUAUUCAGGCAACGGACUAUGUAGAAAUCUGGCAGGCAUAUCUGGAUUACCUGAGAAGAAGAGUGGAUUUUACACAAGACUCAAGUAAAGAGCUGGAAGAGCUGCGGUCUGCGUUUGCACGUGCUGUGGAGUAUUUGAAACAAGAAGUAGAAGAGCGAUUCAGCGAAAGUGGAGAUCCAUCCUGCACCAUCAUGCAGAACUGGGCGAGGGUUGAGGCCCGCUUGUGUAACAACAUGCAGAAAGCCAGAGAACUCUGGGACAACAUCAUGACUAAAGGAAACGCCAAAUACGCCAACAUGUGGCUGGAGUAUUAUAACCUGGAAAGAGCUCACGGUGACACGCAGCACUGCAGGAAGGCCUUGCACCGCGCUGUGCAGUGCACCAGCGACUACCCCGAGCACGUCUGCGAGGUGCUGCUCACGCUGGAGAGGAUAGAAGGAACAUUGGAAGACUGGGAUGCAGCAGUUCAAAAAACAGAGAACAGAUUAGCUCGAGUUAAUGAACAAAGAGCAAAGGCUGCUGAGAAAGAAGCUGCUCUGGCAAAGCAGGAGGAGGAGAAAGCUGAACAACGAAAGCAGGCUCGGGCAGAAAAGAAAGCUUCCAAAAAGGCUAAAAAAACCAGGGCUGGAGACAAGCGCAAAGCAGAUGACGAUGAUGAGGGUGAAUGGGGACAGGAAGAAGAAGCAGAGCAGCCCAGCAAGAGACACAAGGGAGAUGGCGAUGGCGUGCUUCUGGAAGAAGACAUGGAGGUAGAAACGGGGCUGUUUGGAAGAAGUGGGCCUGAAAAGCCAGCUCUGCCAGCAAACCAGAAGGAAAAGGCAUCUACCAGUCGACGAGACAUCCCCAAAGUUUUACAUGACAGCAGUAAAGACAGUGUUACCGUCUUUGUGAGCAACCUUUCCUACAGCAUGGCAGAUCCUGAAGGGAAACUGAAGGAGCUCUUUGAGAGCUGUGGGGAGGUGGUGGAAAUCCGUCCGGUAUUCAGCAACAAGGGGACUUUCCGGGGCUACUGCUACGUAGAAUUCAAGGAAGAAAAAUCCGCUCUCCAAGCUCUUGGCUUGGAUCGUAAAGUUGUGGAGGGGAGACCAAUGUUUGUUUCUCCAUGUGUCGACAAGAACAAGAAUCCAGACUUUAAGGUGUUCAGGUAUAGCACUACUCUGGAGAAGCACAAACUGUUUAUAUCUGGUUUGCCGUUUUCCUGCACUAAGGAAGAGCUGGAAGAUGUGUGUAAAGCACAUGGCAAUGUGAAAGACAUUCGGCUGGUCACCAACCGAGCUGGAAAACCCAAGGGCCUGGCCUAUGUGGAGUAUGAAAAUGAAGCUCAGGCCUCGCAGGCUGUGCUGAAGAUGGAUGGCCUGACCGUUAAGGAACACGUCAUCAAGGUGGCCAUCAGUAACCCCCCUCUCCGCAAGCUGCCGGACAAGCCCGAGGCAGGCAGAGCCUCGCAGUUUGCAGUCCCUCGACAGAUUUAUGGAGCGCGAGGGAAGGGAAGGACACAGCUUUCAAUGAUGCCUCGUGCGUUACAGCGCCAGAGUAAUCCUGGGGCUAAGGCUGAGAAUGGGAUGGUCCAGAACUCACCAGCAACUUCAUCCGGAGCCCCCGAGGAGCCUAAAAAGAUGUCCAAUGCUGAUUUUGCCAAGAUGCUACUGAAAAAGUGAGCAAAAAAAGUCUGCAAUCAGCGGGUCUGGUAAAAUGUGAAAUGCCUUUCUGGAAGCCAUGUUGUGUCCUUAUGCUAGCAAGGAGAGAACGCCAGUCACAAUCACGUGUAAAUACCGCUCUGGACUGCUGCCUUCAUCGAGAUCAGUGUAGGAUGGUACAAAUCCUGUUUUUUUCCUCUGUUUCCAAGAGCAAAGAGUUGUACUCUGUUCUGGUAAAAUGGCGUUAUAUGAUCCCUCAUAUUGAGGGUAACGAGGGGGGAAAGGCCUCCCGCAGAGCUUGGAUGCCGCAUCAAGUUUGACGAAUCCUUGACAACUAUUUCUCUUUCAUUCACGACUGAGAUGCCGUGUG
Messenger RNA from Leptosomus discolor (cuckoo roller), 2980 nucleotides. NCBI's taxonomy places the organism in Eukaryota, Metazoa, Chordata, Aves, Leptosomiformes, Leptosomidae. The record is from RefSeq and is a predicted model, not a curated record.